Guillardia theta CCMP2712 is the source of this 984-nucleotide messenger RNA. RefSeq lists its product as hypothetical. The record is from RefSeq and is a predicted model, not a curated record. Bases 1 to 984 code for a protein of 327 amino acids. Lineage: Eukaryota; Cryptophyceae; Pyrenomonadales; Geminigeraceae. The transcript has a single exon.
AUGACUGCCAUGCAGGUCGUUUUACUUCCCUUUAUCUCAGAGGAUGCGCACAUCCGUUAUACCACCGUGCCAUCGCCGUUGAUAUCCAUCAUCGAUUGCAUCAAGGCUCUGACCGGGAAGAACAAUAACGAUGCAGCUCAAGACUUCAGGCGCAUCUGCUCCCGCAUCCCUGAGUUCGAGGGCAAAUACAGCUACUACAAGUUCCCGGGCCAAGGACAGCGCGAAACACCCGUGGCGGACCUGAAGACGGUCCUAAUGAUCAUGCAACACGUGCCAGGCCCGAUGGCGCAGCAGUACCGCGAGUGUACAGCCAAGAUGCUGUGCGAGUACAUCGCCAAAGACAAGAGCAACCUGCUCAACGGCCUUGCGAGUGAGGAGCGUGUACCCGUGGGCAAUGCACAGCAGGAGCCCGUGGUGAGCAGCCCGUACUCGGACAUGGUCGCACCCCCAACGGAUGAAUACCAACAAGCCAUUAUCCAGACGAACAUAGAGGUCUGCAAGCGCAACAUCCAGGAGAUGGGUGACCAUGUGUUGGGGCUGCAGAAACAGAGGCUCACUAUGAAUUUUAAGGAUUUCAGGAGUGUUGAUAAGGAAAAGGCUGCCGCCGAGAAGGAGAGGCACUCCGCUGAGAAGGAGAAGUACUCCGCCGAAAAGGAGAAUUACACCAUCGAAAAACUGCAGAAGAUAAGGGAACAGACACGGAUCAAGAUCGAGAAUCGAAAGGAUGAAAUUGAACUACUCAAGCUCGACAAGGAGUACCACGAGCUGCGAAGACAGACCGAGGAUGAGAAUAAGUCUGAAGCUUUGAACGGCGCGAACACCCAGGGCAAGCAGGUUAAGCGUGGCCGUCCCAUGGUUCCAACAGUCCCAGUCGUUCCGGUGGCUCCAGUAGGGGUGAUGCUGUCCGAGGAUGCAGUGAAUCGCCUGCGGGGAAAGCCUCCCCAGGUCGUCGGGGUCCCUGUCUCUGCCCCGGAUAGCGUGUAA